Chanos chanos (milkfish) is the source of this 1317-nucleotide messenger RNA. RefSeq names its product potassium inwardly rectifying channel subfamily J member 12a (gene kcnj12a). Gene Ontology annotation, biological process: potassium ion import across plasma membrane; regulation of monoatomic ion transmembrane transport. Gene Ontology annotation, molecular function: inward rectifier potassium channel activity. Bases 1 to 1317 code for a protein of 438 amino acids. Lineage: Eukaryota; Metazoa; Chordata; Actinopteri; Gonorynchiformes; Chanidae. The record is from RefSeq and is a predicted model, not a curated record. Gene Ontology annotation, cellular component: plasma membrane. The transcript has a single exon.
AUGAGUGUGGGACGAAUCAGUCGGUACAGCAUUGUGUCAUCUGAGGAGGACGGGCUUCGUCUGACCACGAUGCAUGGCAGCGGUGGUGGCAUGAAUGGCUAUGGAAAUGGUAAGAUCCACACGCGCCGGAAAUGCCGCAGUCGCUUUGUUAAAAAAAAUGGCCAAUGCAACGUUCAGUUCACCAACAUGGAGGAGAAAUCGCAGCGCUACCUAGCUGAUAUUUUCACUACCUGUGUGGACAUCCGCUGGCGAUAUAUGCUAGUGGUUUUUACACUGGUGUUUGUGGUUUCCUGGCUGGCAUUUGGGCUGGCUUUCUGGGUCAUUGCCCUUUUCCAUGGUGACCUUGACAACCCAGCUGGUGAUGACAACUUCACACCCUGUGUUUUGCAGGUCAAUGGCUUCAUUGCUGCAUUUCUCUUUUCCAUUGAGACGCAGACAACCAUUGGCUAUGGGUUUCGCUGUGUGACAGAAGAGUGCCCACUGGCUGUGUUCUUGGUUGUGUUCCAAAGUAUUGUGGGUAGCAUCAUUGACUGCUUCAUGAUAGGCGCAAUUAUGGCCAAGAUGGCACGGCCUAAGAAGCGGGCACAGACGUUGCUGUUUUCCCACAAUGCCGUCAUUGCUCUCCGGGAUGGGAAGCUGUGCUUGAUGUGGCGAGUUGGGAACCUUCGGAAGAGUCAUAUUGUAGAGGCACAUGUUCGCGCUCAGCUCAUAAAACCACGUGUCACAGCGGAGGGAGAAUACAUCCCACUGGACCAGCUAGACAUCAAUGUGGGCUUUGACAAAGGGCUGGACCGCAUCUUCCUCGUCUCUCCACUGACCAUACUGCAUGAGAUCGAUGAGGACAGCCCGCUAUUUGGAAUCAGCAAGCAAGACCUGGACUCUGCCGACUUUGAGAUCGUGGUGAUCCUGGAAGGCAUGGUGGAGGCAACAGCCAUGACUGCCCAGGCGCGCAGCUCGUACCUCGCCAGCGAGAUCCUUUGGGGGCACCGUUUCGAACCUGUGUUGUAUGAGGAGAAGAACCAGUACAAGGUGGAUUACUCGCACUUCCACAAGACCUAUGAGGUGCCGUCUACACCACGCUGCAGUGCCAAGGACAUGCUGGAGAAUAAAUACCUGCCACCAAGCUCUAACUCCUUCUGCUAUGAGAAUGAGCUGGCCUUCCUCAGUCGUGAGGAAGAAGAAGAGGAAGAGGCAGCAGAGAGAGGUGACCAGGCGAUGAGCCUCAGCCCGAACCGAACACCCUGUCACGAGUUUGAGAGGCUGCAGAACCCUCGUGGCCUGGAGCAAAGGUCAUACCGCCGGGAGUCUGAGAUAUGA